Messenger RNA from Tachysurus vachellii, 2570 nucleotides. RefSeq names its product methylenetetrahydrofolate reductase (NAD(P)H) (gene mthfr). Gene Ontology annotation, cellular component: cytosol. Gene Ontology annotation, molecular function: FAD binding; methylenetetrahydrofolate reductase [NAD(P)H] activity. Gene Ontology annotation, biological process: tetrahydrofolate interconversion. The record is from RefSeq and is a predicted model, not a curated record. The transcript is spliced from 11 exons. NCBI's taxonomy places the organism in Eukaryota, Metazoa, Chordata, Actinopteri, Siluriformes, Bagridae. The coding region runs from base 11 to 1981 and encodes 656 amino acids.
UGUAUCAGUGAUGGUGAACCAGAGGGAGGAGAACGGAUGCUUGUCGUUUAAAAGCGACUCGAGUGGGGCGAGUAACAGCGGUGAGAGCUCCAAGGAGAGCUCCAGGUGCUCGACCCCUGUGGGGGACACAGACCGCGGAGACCGACUGAGGGACAAGAUGAGGAAGCGUAUGGAGUCUGGGGAUCGCUGGUUCUCCCUCGAGUUCUUUCCUCCACGCACAGCUGGUGGUGCUGUCAAUCUCAUCUCCAGAUUUGACCGUAUGGGUUCUGGUGGACCUCUCUUCAUUGACAUCACAUGGCAUCCAGCAGGAGAUCCUGGCUCAGACAAAGAGACAUCAUCCAUGAUGAUUGCUAGCACAGCAGUCAACUACUGUGGCCUGGAGAGUGUGCUGCACAUGACCUGUUGCAAGCAAACACAAGAGAAGCUCACAUUCUAUCUGAGCAAGGCCAAGCAUCUAGGACUGAAGAACAUCAUGGCGCUGAGGGGAGAUCCCAUUGGAGCAGACUGGGAAGAAGAAGAAGGAGGCUUCAACUAUGCUGUAGACUUGGUGAAGCACAUUCGCAGUGAAUUUGAUGACUACUUUGACAUUUGUGUCGCUGGCUACCCAACUGGGCACCCAGAGGCUGAUAGCUACGAAGAGGACCUAAAACGCUUAAAAGAGAAAGUGGAUGCAGGAGCACACUUUAUUGUGACUCAGCUCUUUUUCAGAGCUGAAACAUUUCUGAAAUUCCUUAAGGACUGCAGAGCUAUUGGUAUCACAUGUCCUAUUCUGCCUGGAAUAUUCCCCCUUCAGGGUUAUCACUCCCUACGUCAACUGGUCAAACUAUCAAAGCUGGAGGUGCCAGAGGAAAUCAUGAAAGUGAUCGAGCCCAUCAAAGACAAUGACGCUGCCAUCCGCAACUAUGGUGUGCAGCAGGCCGUAGAAAUGUGCAAGGUGCUGCUGAACAGCGGUGAUGUACCUGGCCUGCACUUUUAUACACUCAACAGAGAGGUGGCUACAACUGAAGUACUCCGACAGCUUGGUUUGUGGGCUGAGGACCCUCGGCGACCUCUACCCUGGGCUAUUAGUGCUAAUCCCAAACGGAAGAUGGAGGACGUCAGGCCAAUCUUCUGGUCCUCAAGGUCCAAAAGCUACAUCUAUAGAACACAGGACUGGGAUGAUUUUCCCAAUGGAAGAUGGGGGAACUCCUCAUCUCCAGCUUUUGGUGAACUGACUGACUACUAUUUGUUCUACCUGAAGAGCAAGUCCCCAAAAGAAGCCCUGUUAAAAAUGUGGGGAGAGGAGCUAAUGAAUGAACAGAGUGUGUAUGAAGUCUUCACCAACUAUAUUACAGCACAGGCCAACCAAAAUGGACACAAGGUGAUCUGUCUACCAUGGAAUGAUGACCCUCUGGCUCCAGAAACAAACAUGCUAAAGGAUGCAUUAGCCAAAGUGAAUCGUAGAGGUAUCCUCACAAUCAACUCCCAGCCCAACAUCAACGGCAAGCCUUCUUCUGACCCAGUCGUAGGUUGGGGACCACCAGGAGGAUACGUCUUCCAAAAGGCUUACCUGGAGUUUUUUACAUCAAGUGAAAAUGCAAGUGCCCUUUUAAAAGUGCUGAAGAAAUAUGAGCCACGUGUGAACUAUCACAUCGUCAACGUGCGGGGUGAGAAUAUUACAAAUGCUCCUGAUAUGCAACCCAAUGCUGUAACCUGGGGGAUUUUCCCUGGCAGAGAGAUUGUUCAACCCACGGUGGUGGACCCAGUCAGCUUUAUGUCCUGGAAGGACGAGGCGUUCGCGUUGUGGAUUGAGCAGUGGGGGAAGCUGUACGAGGAUGAGUCCCCUUCCAGAAUGAUUAUCCAGUACAUCCACGAUAACUACUUCCUAGUCAACCUAGUGGACAAUGAUUUCCCCCUGGAAAGCUGUCUGUGGCAGAUCAUUGAUGACAUGUGCGAAUUGCUCAGUGCACCUCCAGUACCACUAGAUGAAAAACUUCAAUAGCCAAUCUGCUGCUGUUUCAUUAUAGGACUUUUGUUAACACCCCACAUAGGCAGUUACUAUAAUGCCACUGACCACUUGGUCGUUGGUACGUAUGAUACUGAAAUCUCAGUAAUAUUCACAGCAGUGAUUUGGUUUUAGUCAUUCAUGUUGAGUGGAUUGUUUUAAAAAGGGUGUAUUAUUAAGGAAAUAUGGUUCUAAACCAUAGAUUAUUUAAUACAGGGCAAAAUUAUUUGCCUACAUUAUGACAGCACUUAAAUUACGAUCAUGAGUUUAACUGAACUGCUUUUAAUGCUAUUUAUAAACAGAACUUUUGGUUGUCGCACAAGUCCAAAGUCUGGGGCAUUUUGAGGCUGUAUUUUGGGAACUUUUGCCAGCUCGAGUACACACGCACACUAAGGAAAGUGUGCUGUGUUUAUAAAGAGAUCAAAUCAGAUGUCAAUGCACAGCAUCCAAAGCCAUAGACGUCGACAGUGAUUGUGAUUACUGUUAUAAACUGAAAAAAAAAACAAUCACUUGUUUAUUAUUUCCCCAGUUUUUGUGGGCUGCUGGUAAAUAACAUCAAAAUAAAAAUGCAUAUUCUGCAAACCAA